Pomacea canaliculata is the source of this 11927-nucleotide messenger RNA. RefSeq names its product phenolphthiocerol synthesis polyketide synthase type I Pks15/1-like. The coding region runs from base 1686 to 9950 and encodes 2754 amino acids. Gene Ontology annotation, biological process: fatty acid biosynthetic process. Gene Ontology annotation, molecular function: 3-oxoacyl-[acyl-carrier-protein] synthase activity; phosphopantetheine binding; fatty acid synthase activity. The record is from RefSeq and is a predicted model, not a curated record. NCBI's taxonomy places the organism in Eukaryota, Metazoa, Mollusca, Gastropoda, Architaenioglossa, Ampullariidae. The transcript is spliced from 10 exons.
GAAGAAAUUCCAUAUGUCAGUCAUUUUGCAAGUUGACUGAGUACGAGCCUGAGGACUCCAGGAACACAUUUUCAUGUGUCAUGAUUCUCGUUUCCUGCAUGGCAAACAAAGUAAAAAUUAAAUAAUGCGUGAUAUGAACAUUGAAUUAAGUUUUACUACUGCGUGUCUCUUCUAACUGCUUUUGGUAAGAAAGGAGGGACAGUCCCAUCCAUCAGUGUGUUUUUUCAGCCUAGUUAUACAUUUUUCUGGUCCGAAGAAGACUUAAGGGACUAAAAACAAGGUCGUCAUACCGUUUGCAAUAAAUAUUUGUUGUCGUCCGCAAGCUUUCACACAACUAAGGUUGAAAAUGUGUGUGUGUGUGAGAGUGAGAGUGAGAGAGAGAGAGAGAGAGAGAGAGAGAGAGAGAGAAAAUAAAAACAAAACAAACAAAGGAAAAAACUAACAAAAACCGAGCGACCGGACAAUACAGAGCCAUGAAGCUGUACCAACAACACGACACAGUAUUCCAGGAGACUUUCUGGGCGCCUUUUAUGUCAGAGGAGAAAGUUGUGUUUAGUGCUAACCAUCUGCCUCUUAUCUGUCCGAAAUUGUGCAUAGCGACAAAAAUUUUAUUCAGCUUGUGAGUAUAUAGGCUGUAUGCUAAGUUUGUGACGCAAGCCGUCAGGGAUAGCAGACAUUUACAGUUGACAUCUUCAACAUGCCUCAUGCUUUCAACAGUGUUGUAGCGUUGGGGUUUAUUUCUGGUAUUUGGACUUUUUUUAAGUCCGCUAUAAAAACCAUAACAGCGAGGCAGUGCUGUCUAAACGCCUUAAUACCUCCUCAAAACUGGAAGGUGAAGCCGUUGUGGUUUCCCAUGCGUACUGUGGUGUUGAGACUGAGAAUUGUUCUGAGUGUCAAUCUUUAUAACGCAGGGAUGUAGUCUGCCAGCGACUGAGAAACCAAGCUACAAUUUAAGAAAAUUUGUCUUUUAAUCAGGUUCACGUUGAGGCUGGAGGAGUCGGGAGGGUGGAUUGCAAGCUUUGGCAAGAAUGCCCACGCCCACUGCACGUGAGAGGUGUGGCGAGUCUCUGGCCAUCCCAAUCCCCGUUCCCCGUGAGAGUCGCAGCCCUUGACAUCACAGAUGCAGUCGUUGAUUUUUUUUAUCACAUGCAGAGUCAGAGUCUCGUCACCUGUCGCUGGUAACCCACCCCUCCUUCGGCUCACCGACUUUGAACGAGAUCCCACCCAACCUUUUUUCCCACCACCUUUGGACCUCCCUGGUCCCCUUCCCUCCCCUCACUGGACUGUCUUGGUCUGCUAAUGCUGCUCCUUUUAAAAGAAGCAGCCUGCCGAAAAAUUGUUCGUGGGACUGGCGGUAGUGUCAUUGUUAUAACACUUGUCACCACUGCUGUUAGAGGCACUGUGAUCAGAUCUCGUUUCAGGACUGUAUUGACACUUGUUUGCAGGGCUGGCAGUCGGGGUUUUCUCCCAGUACUUCUCUUCCCAUCUACUCUCUCGCAAUAUAGUGCGAAAUCACCUUUUGGUGGAAGUACUUUUCCGCCAAACUAACCUACCUACCAAUCAUUGGUCGUUACUUCCCCCGAAGGAGUCUGGCUGGAGGAACACGUGCAGAAGACCUGAAGGAUCGCAUGGUCUUCAGGGGAGCUCAAGGAGUAUCAAGCUGAGGUACAGGUAUUCCCGGUGCCAUGACCACCCCAAGAGCUUGCGAUGAUGACAUUGCCAUCGUCGGCGUCGGUUGUGUGACUCCAGGAGCGGAUAACAUGGAUGAGUUCUGGCAAGUUCUCGUCAAUGGGGAGAACCACGUAGUGGACAUACCUGCUGACCGCUGGAACGCUCAGGCCUACUAUGACCCGGACCCUAUGGCCCCCGGCAAGUCUUAUGUUCGGCGGGCAGGCCUCAUCAGAGCGCCAGACGAGUGGGACAACCGUCUGUUCAACAUCAAUGACUUUGAGAUGAAUCAGAUGGACCCGCAGCAACGCCUAGUUCUGGACUGCACCUAUAUGGCGCUCGAGAACGCGGGGAUCACGCGUGCUCACCUUGCGGGGUCUGACACGGGUGUCUUCGUAGGGGCGAUGAAUUCAGACUAUCGUGGCUUAUUUACGGCCGCCUCCACCAUCGUAGGAAAUUACACUGCGACCGGAGUCAGCAAUUCUAUCAUUGCAGCGAGGGUCUCAUACGUUUUUGACCUCCGGGGUCCUUCGGUUACCGUGGAUACGGCCUGUUCUUCUGCUCUUGUGAGCAUUCACCUUGGGGCGCAAGCGAUUCGGUCAGGUGACUGCAACCUAGCAAUAUGCGGGGGAACCAACUACUUGACCCUUCCUGACGUGUUUGUGCACCUGAGUAAGGCGCACAUGCUGUCGCCGACAGGCCAGUGCCACGCCUUCUCAGACAAAGCAGACGGCUACACUAGAGGCGAGGGCUGCGGCAUGGUCAUUCUCAAGCGCCUGAAGGACGCUGAGAGGGACGGGGACAACAUCUGGGCCACGAUACUGACAGGUUCCAACCAGGACGGGAGGAGCGUCACUCCGAUGACUGCCCCCUCCAUGUCGCAGCAAGUGAGACUCCUGGAGCAGGUCUACAGCAACGCCAACAUCGACAUUGAUCGACUCGACUACAUUGAAGCACACGGUAAGCGUGUAGCUCAGGAAACAUACUCAUGCACAGCAUCAAUGGGUCUCACAACUUGUUUACUCCUGACAGUAUCCUUAGGCUGCCAGGCUGCCUGGUCAAAGGAUUUUCAUUACUUUAAAUUACCAAAUCGUAUUCGUCUAAUCACCUUCACUCUUCACAAAAUUAGUUACAGGAAAGUGACCUUCCUGGAUCUGUUCUUGUCCUCAGGGACCGGCACUCCAGCUGGAGACCCCAUCGAGGCCACCGCCGUCGGCAACUUCUUCAAGGACCACGGCGCCAUAGGCAGAGUCCGCUACAUCGGCACUGUCAAAACCAACCUGGGGCACCUGGAGUCGGCCGCCGGUGCUGUGGGCAUCAUCAAGGUGCUGCUAAUGAUGCGGCACUCACUGAUUGUCCCUUCCCUGCACUUUGCCAACAACAAUCCCAACCCUCGCAUCGAUUUUGAAGAGCUGCAGCUGCAGGUUCCUACGAAGGUCCUGGAGUGGAGCAGGGAGAACAAAAUCGGGUGCGUCAAUUCGUUCGGCUUCGGGGGGACUAACGGACAUUGCAUUCUGAUUGAGUAUACAAAACGUCGGUCCUCAUCCGACAUACUACAUGCCGCACUGAAGACGCCCUGCAUCGUCUGCUUGUCCGCCAACUCGGAGAAGUCGCUGGCGGGCAGCAUCCGAGAUCUCUGCGGCCACCCUGAUGUUGAAAACAUGGACGUGCAUGACAUCUCCUUUACCUCCACGUGCCGUCGCGACCACUACAACCUCCGGAUCGCCAAGGUAGUGGACGACCUUCACGAUUUGCUAACCACACUCGAAGAGCACGUUCGCUCUGGGGCCAAGGCUGCUAACGCCCUCCGCAAGCCUCGUGUGGUCUUCGUCUUCUGCGGAAUGGGAACGACCUGGAAAGGGAUGUGCAAGGAGAUGUUGGUCGAGUUCCCUGUCUUUCGCGAAAAGCUGGAAGAGAUCGACCGACUCCUGUCUUCUUACGUCCAGUGGUCGCUGAUCAGUCGGCUGGAGGAGGAAUCUCACUUUGAUGACCCCUUGUUCUCUCCAAUAGCCAUCUUUGCGUGCCAGGUGGGGCUGGCGAGCCUCUGGCAAAGCCUUGGGGUUCAGCCGCAGAAAAUUGUAGGACAGUCAGUUGGAGAGGUUGCUGCCGCUCACAUUGCCGGUUGCCUGACGCUAGAGGACGCUGUGAAAAUCAUCUACUUUCGCUCUUAUCACCUGUCCCAAGUGACGGGAGGAAAAAUGCUCAUCGUGCGUAACGCCAGGAGGGCCAGUCCCACGGCUCUAGCCAUCAGUGGGGACGCCGACAGCGUGGACGCCAUAAAAAAAUGGCUGCAGUCUUCAUCUAGAUCAAGCAGCAAGCAAGCUCAGCUACUGGAGCUGCAAGUUCCAGUCGCCUUUCAUAGCCAUCACGUGGACAGCUGCAAGGCACCGCUGGCCGAAUCAUUGCAGGAUAUCGAACCGUCGGAACCGACUGUCGACAUGAUUUCCACAGUGACGGGAGAGGUCAUCACGGACGCUCCGGGAAUAUACUACUGGGUGGACAACAUGCGUCGCCCUGUCUUAUUUCACCAAGCCAUCGCCAAAUCGGUCGAGGCCAAGCAGAAGAACGUGUUCAUAGAAAUUGGACCAAGAUCCGUGCUGCGAGCACAUCUAGCCGACAUUUUCUCCCACGAAGAUCCCAAGUGCGUCAUCUCCAUGUCUAAGCCACCGGAACAAAAGCUGUUUUUGUCUGCCGUAGCUACUAUGUAUGAGCUGGGCGCUGAUAUUGAGUGGAGCAAGCUACCCACGAUGGGCAGGAACGUCACCAGUGUCCCGCACUACUUCUUCAACAGGCAAAAGUCCUUAGGGAGGUCGGAAGCUGCAGUAACCAUCCUUGCCGGCGUUUCUUCGCUUUACCGAAAGCACUCCUAUGUUUUUCCCAUCGAAGGUGACUUCGGUAUGAUUGCAAUGAUCAGUCCUCAUGGACAGACGUCCUUGUAUGACCACGUGGUCUCCGGGGUCAUUGUCGUUCCUGGCGCGUUUUAUGUCGAGGUGGGGUUUGGGAUUGCCGCGCACCUGAGCACGUCCAAGGUAAAGUGGGCAGUGGGGGUCGAGUUUGAACAGCCGCUGGUCAUCCAGAAAGAUUCCGUUCUCCGCAUCGACAUAGACUUCGCCAAAGAUCUGCAUGGGGAGGCCAGAGCAAAGGCCCCGAUCAAGCUUAGCAAAGAUGGGAAGCAUUUGGCGACGCUGAAACUGACGCCCCUAGGAGCAGACGACCACUGUAUGACCGCCGUCAUGAACCUGGCACACAUACAGGGACGCUGCAAGACGCGAGUGGACAAGGAUGAGAUCUAUAGUUCUCUGCGCCGCUUUGGCUUCCAAUAUGGCGAAGCCUUCUCCCUCAUCACCACCGCCCUGAAAAGCGACAGAGAAUGCCUGGCCACGGUUCGCGUCCCUCCAUUCCUGCGAGACGAGAUGUCGGGUAUCGUGGUACACCCUAGCAUCUUGGACAGCCUGCUGCAGUCCUCCGUCAUCCUCAUGUCGGACCAGAACGACGUCAAUGACCUGCUACCCCGGUCCAUCAGAUGGUUCGUCUUGCACCGUCAGAUAGAGGAUGUCAUGCUCAUUCACACGACGUUGAAGCACGCCGGCCGAAAGCAGACCGUAUAUGACGUCACUCUCCUGACCACCCAGGGCAUCGUAAUUGCAGAGCUGGAAGGGUUGGUCAUUAGGUCCAUCACAGAAACCCGUGUCGGGGUUGACGACAUGUAUGUGUGUGACUGGAAGAAGGUCAAUGACGUUCCUUUGCCCUACUCUGUGGACCCCAAAGAAGGCAGCAACAUUGUCUUCGUGACGGACCUGAGAAGCAACCAGCACAUCGAAGCUGUAGCUUUUCUCUGCAUGAGUUCUUUCGACGACAGCGCCGAUUCCGACACGCUACAAGAUGAGAUCGCUAACGUCUGCCUCCUCAUCAGAGCCAUUUUGAUCCGAGCGGCUGAACGCGGUCACAACUUUCCCGUGUACAUCUGUACGAACAGGGCCUGGCCCUCCAUUACUUCUCACGUAGCCCACACGGUCAAUCCUCAGAUGACGGCCCUUUGGGGCAUGACGCGCUGCGCCCUGCGGGAGCAAGUGUACCCGCAGUUAGUCACGGUGGAGAUACAGGUGCCGGAUGCACAAUGGUCCCUUAGGUUCAUGCAGCAGGCUCUUUCAGUCAUCAUGAAAGAGAAGGUUUUGCAGGACUUUCCGGAAGUUUUAGUCACGACAACAGGGUUCUACGUGAACCAGCUAGUGCAAGUGGAAUCUGAGACAAUGAUACCAACAUAUCGCAAACUCUUUGCUGAUGCAGACAAAAGUGCAUUGGUGCUGUGCCAAGACCCAUCCAUGACCUCGAAGCCGUUUGCUGUUUAUCACGAGAACACGUCAGGGGGAUCUGGCAAAGAGCUGGAGUGGAUCAGCAUCGAGACAGAAGCCUUUGCUGUGCACCACCCUGAUCUGUUUUCCAUGUCUGUACAAUACAGCCAGAUGGUGGGAUCAGGUUCUUUGAAGGAACGGGGUCAUCCAGUUUUCUCGUUGGAAGUCGUCGGCACCUGUCCCCAAAACCCCGACGAGAAAUUUGUCUGUUUGUACCCUGUUGCAGUGAGCACCCAAAUAACAGUUCCAAGACACGCUGCUAUCAAAAUGAGCGGCAUACCUAACUACCAGGUCGGCGACUUAACGAAACUCAUUGUCAUUUGGGUUAUGCAGCGAGAAAUUCAGUCGCACAGAAUCACUCUCUUGACAUCAAGCCGGACAAAGCAUCUGUCAGGGAUGCUAGAGGGCUUGCUGACCAGCCGCAAAGUGCAGAAAAAGACAGCUGUGGUGAACGUCGUUAACGUGGAAGAGAUGGGCCAGGACGCCAUUUUCCAAGACUUGAUUCUGUCCGUCGUCUAUCUCGAUGGGGAAGUAGUGUCGACCAUCAGCAAACGAUGGGAACAUGGAAAAUACUUGGUCACCUGCCAAGGUCUCAUGAGCGGCGAAGCACAGUCAUCGCUGUCUUACUUUUUGCCGCAGGUGGAGAUACAAACCAUCAAUACCAACCAGGUAUUCCACCCGCAACGCCUGCACAGCCUCGUGCCAGCCUUGUGCAAGUGGAUGAAAAAGGCCAACGAGGCCCUCAACAAAAUCACAGAGAGCCUGCAUAACGGCUUCCCAUCUUACAUCCCUCCCGGGGUCAUGGUGAGCCAGGAAAUGAUAUUGCAGGGAUCUAAAGGAGGGUCCAGUUUGUCCCUACCGCCCGGCUUUACACUUGAUAUGCUUCCGCCCGAAAUGCUACCCCCGGGCAUGGCAGAAGCUUUGUCAUCAUCGUUUCCGAACGGGUUUCCAGCUAGUAUGGCUCCUGGAAUGCCUCCUGGAAUGAUGCCGCCAGGAAUGAUGCCGCCAGGAAUGAUGCCGUCAGGAAUGAUGCCUCCGGGAAUGAUGCCGCCAGGAAUGAUGCCACCUGAAGGUAUGCCCCCAGGCAUGGGACAUCUUGGCGGGAAGGGUUUAGAAAUGAUGCAAAAUGGGAUGGGGCCUGUAGGCAUGAUGCCUGCAGGAAUGCAAGGAAUGCCUGCUGGAAUGCCACCUGACAUGAUGCUAAUACCUGGGAUGGGAAUGCCUCCGGGUAUGACCACGUUUCCUGGUGGUUUUCCAUCGCCCACAGGCUCCAGCGCCGCGCUCUCUCGGCGAUCUUACAAAUCUCCACUGACAGUCGUCAAGGUCGGCAGGAAGAAGACGGACCAGGCUGCAGAUCUCAACCAACUCCUCGCUGCCGAAAGACGAGAUCUAGACAAGCUCGAAAUACACGCCAGCGCCGACGAACUGUUCCGGUCCGACUCCGUCUACAUCGUGGUGGGUGGCUUAACUGGACUCGGCUGGGUGGUUGUCCAGUAUCUGGCCGAACACGGAGCUGGGUUUAUAGCCAUCCUCAACAGACGAUCUCCAUCUUUCGAGCAGCUGAACAAGAUCGAGCAGGUGGAAAAGAGGAAUGCAUGCAGGGUCGCGACCUUUCAGGCUGACGUCACAUCCCUACCAUCGCUGGAAGCCUUCCUCAGGAGCAUGAAGGAGGCAUUCGGAGGAGCCAAACUGAAAGGUAUCUUCUAUGGCGCGGCCGUUAUCGACGACAGCAGCCUCCUUAAUAUGGACCCUGUUAAGUUCAGAAAAGUACUGGCGCCUAAAGUGAAAGGCGUGUGGAACUUCCAUGUCCUCACUAAAGAUCUUCAGCUGGACUAUUUUGUCUUGCAGUCCUCGGUGACGUCCGUGGUUGGGAACGGAGGUCAGACACACUAUGGUGCAGGCAACGCAUUCAUGGACGGCAUAGCUCAUUACCGGAAGUCUCUGGGGCUGGCAGCACAGAGCAUUAACUGGGGGGUGCUAGACCUUGGCGUUCUGCAGUCGAACGACAUCGUGAAGCAGACACUAGAGUCGCAAGGCUUCAUACUCAUAACUACCAAAGACAUCGCGAGCAUGCUGACCCCGAUACUGAUGCUCGAUUGGGCCCAGGUCAUGCCCUGUAAAUUUGACAAGGAAAAGAUGGCGUCCAGGAUCCAGCGUGACAUGCUCCUGUACCUGGAAAAGCGCCUGCAGGCGCUCUUACCCCAGAACCUUUCCAGUCUGCGCAUCGACAAUCAGAUACUGCAGAGCGUUCAGAACGCGCGUAACCUUGACCCCGACAAGCGGAUAGAAAUCUAUGAGAAGUACAUCACGGCCUUGGCCUGUCAGGUUCUUAGCGUUGACCAGUCGAUGGUCACACCCGACGCCAACCUGAUAGACCUCGGCAUGGAUUCCAUUUCUGCCAUGACAAUGAUCAGUCAAAUUGCCAGGGAAACUCAAGUGAGGCUUCCGGCCAUUCUGUUCGUUAGCGGUGACCCGAGUCCGUUGUCCAUCGCUCAGGCCAUAAGUGACGCUAUUGACGGCAAGCUGGACAUCUCGGAUGAAGGAAGCGGGACCCUUAAGAUCGAGGAAAUUUCCGAAGAUCCCGAAGACCUAUCUCACAGCGUGUCUCCGUUUGAAGCGCAGCAGCUGCACUGGUACAAGAAGGUGCCAAGAAAACAAAACAUGCAUGGAACAGCCGACAUCUUUUUGCCACCAGAGAUAGCCAACGUCACAUCUGUUCAAGACGCCAUCGUAAGCGUCCUGGCUAAACACCCUCCAGCUAGAUUUAUUUUCAACGAGCGCCACGCAAAGUCGAGCAAUAAAUUCAAGCGUGACAUCCUGGAGCCAGAACAGGUUCUAUCCCUUAAGAUCCUCGAGGAUGUAGAGCACAUUAGCGAUGAGUUUCAGUCUAUCUCAGAAGAAGCGUUCGAGCUGGAAAAAACAGGGCCACUUCGUUUCAUUUUUGCACAGAAGCCAAAGCCAUUGCUGCGUCUCGUGGCCCACAAAGCUAGUCUGGACUACGGGUCAAUGAAGACGCUGGUGGAGGACCUCCUUGAAAACCUGCAAUGCUCUAGACGAGACAAAACGGUGGCCCGAAGGGAAGUCGAGAAAAAGCACGAGGACAUGGACACCCUGAAUACGGAGCUAGAGAAGAUGCGCAAACAGGUGACUGAUGACGUCUACCACUUUUGGGAACAGCUCCGGCUUAAGGAGUUCCAGCCCACAUCUCUCGGCCGCGACGAUUCCAAAGUCCGGGACGUAUUCACCGGUGUCGGCAAAAUGUCCAUGUACCUGAAGCCCAAGUUGGUGACGAGAAUCACAUCAUUCAUAAGUCUGCGCACAGGUGGGGAGAGGAUCAGCUUGUUUGGCGUAAUCGCCAGCUGCUGGCAGGUGCUCCUGCACGCGGUCACCGGCAAAGCUCUAGUGCCGCUAGUCUUCCCUGUCAACAUCCGCUGGAGCGUCAAGGAAUUGAACCACGCAGUCGGCAGUUUCUGCAACGAGGUGCCUCUCGUUGCCGAUUUCACUGUCCCGAGGAAAAGUCUUCAACAGUUCAUCAUCGACAACAGCAAGAUCAUUCAAACCUACAUCGACCAUGGAGUCCUGCCUUUCUCUUUGUUCGGCGAUCUGGCUGACCACAUCUUCACAAUGCUGAGUGAGACUCCUCACGGCAUCGACAUCGAACUCCUUCACGCAGAGCACGCCAGGCAGGACGCGAUGACCGUUUUACAUCCGUCAGACCUGGAGACCAACCUGCUCAUCCAGCACGAUAUACACAACGGUCUAGUGUGCCUGACGCUCACGUACAAGAACUCGGUCCUGAAUUCUAAGAAGGCUUGGCGCAUGCUUAAGGGGCUCAGUUGUCUGGUCAACAAAGGCUUGUCAAAGCCCAGCAUGAGCGUGGCUCAGGCAAAAACGCGAUGCCGAAAACUGAAAAUGGAAAGUCCUAUGUAAGGAAAUUUUAGUUACUUGUCCAGUUUCUUUCUCCGCAUUCCGCGGGUUACUUCAUUAAGAACAUGCUCCGGGGAACACUUGUGUCUCUAUAACUUUCACGCAGAUUAUUCAGUGUCCAGCUCUCUAGUUUACUGCCAUGUAGUUAGGACCUUAUCUGUCCAUUUGUCGUCUGUCAUUAGGUAGUUUGGACCUUUGAGUCUGUCCAGCUGUAGACUAUCGACAGCUGUGGCUGGUCACCAAAGUCUAAGUAUAAAAAUAUCACCUUCCUCUUAAAUAAUACUGAACAGUUUUCAAACGCAAACUUACUGGAAAUUUCUUUUCUGGAAUGUGAAUAAAUCUUACCCCAGAAGAAGAUGAACUAAAGGAGUGGAGAAUAAACAUGAGCGAAACUGAUGGCAGUGUCAUGUGAAUCUCCAGACAACCAACUGCCCUCUAAAAAAUAGCGCUGUGUAUUCGCAUAACAUUUAAACGGAUUUAAAAACCUUUAUUUUUGACCACUUAUGAGAUAUAAUAUUGAAAAUAAAUGAAUGUAAUCAAGAUAAAGAUUUUGAAAAGAUUGAUUUAACCAAGAAUUCUACGUAGCAUACGGAAAUUGUAUUAGCUCUCUGCAGACUGUUCUUAUGAAAUGGAACAAAACAAAAAAAAAAAUAUAAACAUUCGGUUAGUGUCAGAAGUUUAAAAAGCGAGGGAAAGAUAUGUUCAUUAAUAAUCAAUCGGAUGCAGUUUGUUUUAACACUUCCCAGCCUGCAAGAGAGUCGGUGAGGGUAAGGGUCCUGCAAGUGAAGAGAGGCGAAAACGCGGGGUACGGGUAAAAAAUCAUAUGACGGAGUUUGAGACAAGUGCGCUGAUGAUGACCCGUAUAUUGGACUUUUACUCUGCAAACCCGCUGCCACACUCUAAUUCACUGGCCCAGUUGAAGCAUGAUCUCGUGCACAUUCUUCCCUCGCUGUUUCCCCACGUGUAACUGGUACACAGGGUCAGACCGGUUCUGUUUGUUUUGACCUUUGCACAGACCACGGAUGUAUACAGCGGACAGAAGUUUGUGCACAGACCUAAGGGUCGCACCUCGAUCUCGAAGUGAAACACCGCCGAUCUCUGAAGUGAGUGUGAAUGAAGUUGAGUGAAAGAUGCCAUAAAACAACUGUUAUAAUGAUCGUAUAUAACUAUUGUACUGCUUUUUGUGUAAUAUUUAAUUUGUUGUAACCGGCAGGUCUGAACUCUAGCUGUCAUUUGCCCUCGCACAUGAUUGUUCCGCUAGCAACAGAGGCUGGCUUUUGUAUCACUCUGUCUUGUACAUGUUCUGCAAAUAAUUUAAACUGGUUAACCAUAUACUUUUUGCUGUAAAUAAUUAAAUUAUUUAAUCGUAUCUCUUUCCAACUAAAUGUACGCAUUUACCUAGAGCAUGCAUGCAACUGAAGGUGUGGAAACGAUGAUAUCUUCAAAAGCUGUUGAAUAUUUUCUGCAUGGCGUGCCAGCCUGUAUACGUAUACUACUGGUGGUAAGAGAAUGUAAGAUUGGAUGAGGGAUGCAAGCGGAGCUUACAGGGUGUGGAUGCGGCCUACAAACUGGGCUUUGGUGGGAAUUACGGUGGCAAAGCGGGGGUCUGAAGGGUUGUACGCAGGGCUUUGACGGGUCAAUGACAGUUGCAAACGGGAAAGAAAUACUGCAUGGGUCCCUUGAACCCUCUUCCUAAUCCCGCCGGCUCCGGUUUCCCGCAAGGGACCCAGAUCUUAUUCCGGAUGGGUCUCUUUACAGGAUCCAUGAUUUCUUGCAGGCUGGGUUAUUUUGGAUAUGGGGGGGGGGGAUAUAUUAGUUAACGAGUAUGCACUGUGGGUGAUGCGAUGAAAUCUUUAAUAAAAAGCAUUUCAAUACGGAACAACUUGUUAUUUCUUAUGUUUACGUAGCUGCUGUCUUGUAUUGUAUGUGAAUAUGUAAAACGUUUAGUGCUAUACCUCGCUAAUAUGAUAAAUACGAUAU